Molecule: messenger RNA, 6634 nt
Organism: Impatiens glandulifera
Lineage: Eukaryota; Viridiplantae; Streptophyta; Magnoliopsida; Ericales; Balsaminaceae
Product: interaptin-like
Exons: 12
Coding region: 394-6441 (2015 amino acids)
Source: RefSeq, a predicted model, not a curated record
AGCAGCAGCCGUCGUAUCUGUCUGUAAUUCCGUCACUCUCUCUCUAGAAAUUGAUACUCCACCUUUGAUCUAACCACCCUGUCAAUGGUGAAAGAAAACCCCUAAAUGUAGGAUUUUCUACAUUUUUUCCUAUUUGCGGCUUGUUCAAGCAAAACCCACUAUCUUUCUCUCUCUCUCUAUUUCUUUCCCAUCGGCCGAAACUUCUUCCCGUAGAUCCCACAUUGUUCCUUAUAAUUUAAGCAUUCCCAGAUCGGAAAAUUAGGUCGUUCUGCAGCAGGAGAAGAAGUAGGCGAUUUUUCCUGGUCUUGUCUGCGUGUGUAUACACUUGCAGUUUUUGGUCUUUAGCUCUGAAUCUUCAAACUUGGAAGUCCAUUGUAGAGUCAAUGAGCAGUGAUGUCCAGGAUUACCAAUUGGAAGCUUGAGAAGGCAAAAGUGAAAGUUGUCUUUAGGCUGCAAUUUCAUGCUUCACAUAUUCCACAAACCGGAUGGGACAAGCUGUUUAUAUCCUUCUUUCCUGCUGAGUCUGUGAAAUUAACAGCAAAGACUACCAAAGCCAUUGUUAGAAAUGGCACAUGCAAAUGGGCAGAUCCUAUAUAUGAAACUACAAGGCUUCUUCAGGAUUCCAAAACCAAAGAAUUUGAUGACAAGUUGUACAAAUUUGUUGUGGCCAUGGGUUCUUCUCGUGCUAGCAUCCUUGGCGAAGCUAGCAUCAAUCUUGCUGAUUAUGCUGAUGCAUUGAAGCCAUCAGUUGUUCCAUUGCCUCUCCAUGGGUGCAAUUCUGGAGCUAUAUUACAUGUCACAGUUCAGCUUCUAACUUCCAAGACAGGGUUUAGAGAGUUUGAGCAGCAGAGGGAACAAAGAGAGAAGGGUUUCUCAACAGGGACGGAUCAAAAUAAGAAUGGUGAAUCUGGGAGUGGAAACAUGUUAUCUCCAGAAGUGCUUUCCAAUGAUCAGGUUGAUAUAAAAGUUAAAUUAAGGUCAAGGUCAAAAGACCUUCCUCCUCUUGAAGAAGAGACACAAUCAACUGGAGAAUAUUCGGAUUUCGCCGUUGGAUUUGAGGGAUCAUCUAAUACCUCAGAAAGUCUAUGUGCCGAAAAGAACGAAACUUGUAGCACUCAUGAAAUUGAGAGUCUCAAGAGCACGGCGUCUGGAGAUUUGAGUGGUUUCACCCAAUGCCAAAGUCCACAGGCCGAUAGAGUGAAUCCAACCGAUCAUCAAAUUCCGGUUAAGGGGAGAAACGAUUGGAUACAUGGUUGGGGUUCAGAAGGUUCCAUUGAUAAUGACCUGGUGCUUGUUCAUGAAGAAAAUGCUAGACUUAGAGGCAACUUGGAAGUGGCUGAAAAUUCUAUUCUUGAACUUAAGAUGCAGGUAAGCUCUUUGCAAGUGUAUGCGCAUGAAAUCGGCGCUGAAACGCAGAAUUUCGCAAAACAGCUUUCUGCUGAAGUUGUUUCUGGUGAAGAACUGGCGUUAGAGGCUUCUGCAAUGAAGUCAGAGUGUGCGAAGUUAAAAGAGGAUAUCGAAUUUCUAAGAAGUAUAAAAUCUGCUCCUCAAUUGCACAGUAUGGAAACUAGUGCUAUAGAUGACCAUGUGUGUUUAGUUCGAGAAAUGCAAAUAAAAUGGCUCGAAAGACUUCUAUUCAUGGAGGGUAAGGUUCAAGAGCUUCAUAAUAAAGCAUACCUUGGUUUCCAAGAAAGAGACAUCCGAUUCCUUACUUCGGAUUUGGAGUCAUUGCUCGUAACCAUACAGGAACUAAGGCAAGGAAAUGGUGAAACAAUUUCUUUGUUAAAUAAUUUGUUUUCGGGAAAGAGUCGUACAAAAGAGAACACGGGAGGCGAGCAAUUUGUAUUGGGAAAUGGAUUCAAUGUGGACUUGUAUCAGCCAGCUGACAUGCUUCACUGUUUAAACAUGCCAAGCUUAAAAUCUCAAGAACCUGAUUCAGCUGUCGCCACAAGUAUGUUGAAAGACAAAAUAUUCGAGCUCUUGAAAGAAGCCGACGAUGCCAAGGCUGAACGAGAAGCCCUCACAAGGAAAAUGGAGCAGAUGGAGAGUUACUAUGAGGCUCUUAUUCAUGAUCUCGAAGAAAAUCAGAAGCAAAUGCUGGGAGAGUUACAAAGCUUAACAGAUGAACAUUCCGCUUGUUUGUUUAAUAUUGCUUCCACCAAAGCCGAGAUGGAAUCAAUCCGCCAAGAUAUGAAUGGACAGAUUCUUCAACUAGCGGAAGAGAAACAUGAUUUGGAUGCAAUGAAUAAGGAGAUCGAGAAGAGGGCUGUUACCUCAGAGGCAGCCCUAAGAAGGGCCCGGUUGAAUUAUUCUAUAGCUGUUGACCAGUUACAGAAGGACCUCGAUUUGCUUUCAUCCCAGGUUUUAUCUAUGUUUGAAACGAACGAGAACCUUAUUAAGCAAACCUAUUCAGGAUCUGAUGUUAUUGAAUCCUUUCAGCCUCAAAACCAAAAUAUAGGGUUAAAAAAACAGCUCCUAGGUGGAGAUAUUCUUGUUGACGAUAUGAAAAAAUCGCUCCUAUUGCAGGAAGAGCUCUACCAGAAAGUUGAAGGAGAACUCUGUGAGAUGCAUUCGAUGAAUGUGCAUUUGGAUGUCUUCUCAAAAAUCCUGCAACAAACUUUAGUUGAAGCUAAUGCUGAAAUCAUGACAAUGGGAGGAAAAACUGAUCAACUUUCACAUGAGUUGAGCCUUUCAACUGAGGGAAACAAAUCUUUGAUGCUAAAGCUACAGGCUGCUCUUGACGAUAUUGAGACCCUUAAUGAAUGCAAAAUUACUAAUUCCUUGCAAAAUCGUCUUUUGGAAGAUAAGUUGGAAAACCUUUCCUAUGACAAUGCCUGUCUUUCUCAAAAGGUUAUCGAGUUCAAAUCAACUAUCCAAAAGUACACAGAUAUGGAAAGCAGAUAUGAAGCUUGUUCUGCUGACAACACGAAGCUGACAGAUUUAUUAAAACAGGAAUCUUCGAAGAAUGAGAUUCUUCAGAAUAAUGUAUUUGCUUUAACGGAAGGGUUAAAGAUUGUCAAAGCUGAGUAUGAUGAAGUAAUUUCUUCUGGGGAAAUUGUACAGGAAAGCACUCGACUUUCGGAGGAAAAAUUAAGGAAUUUGUUGGCAUCACAUUCUGGAGAAUUUAGUAAAUACGUCCAUGAUCUUGAGCGAUUCGACAUGAUGAGUAUUAUUGAACAACUGGAGAUACUCUUAUCUGUUUCAGGCGAAAAGUCUAUUCAACUAUUGGGAGAGAAGAAACUUAUAGAGGAGGAAAGAGAUAUUGCUCAAGCUUCCAUGGGUGCCAUUGGAUCUGAAAUUAUUUCCUUGAAGCAGAAAUUCAACCAUGAUGUAAAUCAGAUGGGUACUAAGAUAGUUGCUUCCAGUGCCCUUCUUGAGAAACUUCAGUUGCAGCUUGAUGUGUUUGCAAACAGACUCCAGAUCAGUUGUGAUGCUGAAGAGACCUACACAAAUCAAAAUAGAGAGCUUUAUGCUAAUCUUUCAGUUUUCGAAGCUGAAAUAACACAACUCGCAUCUAAGAAUUCAGAACUUGCUAAAGAGAUUAUGGCACUGGAAUCUGUAAAUGAGCAAGUCGGUUAUAGUAACUCAACUAUUUCUCGGCUAACCCAGGAAAAUCAACAACUCGUGGUAUCUUCAAGGGAGAAAGAUGAGAAAUGUGUUUUUCUGCAAGACGAAGUGCAAGUGGAGAGAAACUUAAGAAUUAAUGUUGAGGAAACCGUCUUGGGUCUUACUUCUCAGUUGAAUGAGAAAAAUGAUCAGUUGCUUGAUUAUGAGCAGCUGAAAGCUGAACUUGCUCAGUUAAGAAUGGACAUAGAUGUGGAGAGAAACUUAAGAAAUAAUAUUGAGGAAACCGUCUCAGAUCUUACAUGUCAGUUGAAUGAGAAGAAUGGGCAGUUACUUGGUUAUGAGCAGCUGAAAGCUGAACUUGCUCAAAUAAGAAUGGAGAUAGAAGUGGAGAGAAAUCUAAGACACAAUAUUGAGGAAACCGUCUCGGAUCUUACUUCUCAGUUGAAUGAGAAGAAUGAUCGGUUGCUUGAUUAUGAGCAGCUGAAAACUGAACUUGCUCAAUUAAGAAUGGACAUUGAAGUGGAGAGAAACUUAAGAAAUAAUAUUGAGGAAACCGUCUCAGAUCUUACUUGUCAGUUGAAUGAGAAGAAUGGUCAGUUACUUGGUUAUGAGCAGCUGAAAGCUGAAUUUGUUCAAUUAAGAAUGGACACGGAAGUAGAGAGAAACCUAAGAGAUAAUAUUGAGGAAACAGUCUCAAAGCUUACUUGUCAGUUGAAUGAGAAGAAUGAUAGGUUGCUUGAUUAUGAGAAGCUGAAAGCUGAACUUGUUCAAUUAAGACUGGACAUAGAAGUGGAGAAAUCCAGAGUUCGAUCCUUCGAUCAGCUUCAUGAGAAAUCUUCCGGUCUUAUUGGCAUGGGAAGUCAGUUGUCGGAUAUGCAUGAAUAUGCGAUGGUGCUAGAUGUUAAAUCCGUCUUUCUCAGAUCACAAUAUGAAGACCGUUUUAACGAGCUUUCUCUACACACUGGGGAGUUGCAAAACAAGAAUCUUCACUUAGAGAUGAUGAUUAAUAACUGCAUGGCUAGCCAAGAGCAUUAUGUAGAAGAAAAUGCACGCCUGGUUAAUGCUAUGGAAUCUCUGAGAUCCGAAUUAAAGUUUUCAAUGGAUAAAUAUCAAGCUGCUUCAGAUUUGAAUAGGGUUUUGGAAAUUGAAUUAGGGGAAUACAAGAAAAGAAUUUCGGAACUACAAGCUAUCGAAUUAGAGGUCAGAAGGAUGAAAAGCGAGAUAAUAAGUGCUGAAGAAGAGAAUGAUCACUUGAUAGCUUCAAUGGAGGAAUCUGAAAUUUUCGUGAUUGUGCUCACUGCCGGGCUCAAUGAACUCAAUGCCAGAGUUAUUUCGCUGGAAGGAUAUAAAGAUAAAACUAUGAAGCUGCAAAACCAGUAUGAUGAACUUAACAAGCAGUUGACUGAACAGACGAGGAAAGCAGAGGAGUUUAAGAAUUUAUCCACUCGUUUAAAGGAGCUUAAAGACGAGGCUGAAGCUGAAUGUUACCGAGCUCGUGAAAAAAGAGAAUCCGAAGGACAGUCAGAUUCCAUUCAAGAAUCGCUGAGAAUCGCCUUCAUGAAAGAACAAUGUGAAACAAUAGUGCAAGAACUGAGGCAGGAGCUUUUUAUGUCGAAAAAGCAUGGAGAGGAGAUGCUUCUGAAAUUACAGGAUGCGGUUGAUGAGAUUGAGAAUAGGAAGAAAUUUGAGGCCUCUCAUUCGAAAAGAAAUGAAGAGCUUACACAAAAAGUCUUGGAAUUGGAGGAAGAGUUACAGUCUGCGGUUUCUCAUAAACGCGAAAAAAAUAAGGCAUAUGAUAGUGUAAACACUGAACUGGAGUGCGCUUUAUUAAGUAUCGAGUAUUGCAAGGAAGAAAAAGAAGGUCUCAAAACCUCAUUGCAAGAGUGCAUGGAAGAGAAUUCUAGAAUUUCAAAUGAACUCACUUUAACCAACGGAAAGCUAGAGAGCGUUACAUCUCUUACAUGUGAUUGUAAAAGACACAGUGGCUCUAAUGGAGUUCGUCGCAUGCCUACCCAUCAUACCGAUAUGGAAGAAGAUGAAAAACUUGGAAGUUCUAAAGAAGAAUCUGCUGGUAUCUAUUCUGUGGGAAGCUAUUCCUCUAGGAACUUGGAUGACGUUGAUUCAGCAAGUACUAAAGCGGAAAAAGAUGCUCAAAGUCCAUCUAUUCGAAGUGAAUCUUGGAGCACGCCUUUGAAGAAACAUAUUAUACAGGAUGUUACUACUGAAAUACCUCUGGAGCCAGAGAAAGGAACUUCGCCACACGAAGAUCUGAUGCAUCUAGCUCUUAUAAAUGAUACUUUCAAGAAUCAGAGUUUAAAAUCCAGCAUGGAUAAUUUACAUAAAGAGCUGGAAAGAAUGAAAAGUGAUAACUUGUUUCUGAAGAGUGAAUGCGAGUUAGAUCCAGAUAUUGCUUAUCUACAGAAAGAAGUGGCACAAUUGGAUGAGGUGAAUGAACAACUCAAGUGCAAAUUCCCUACUUUCAUUGAAUGUCAAAGUAAUGGGAAUGCUUUGGAGAGGGUUCUAGCUUUAGAAAUUGAGCUUGCUGAAUCACUCCAGUCAAAGCAAAAAUCAACCGUCCAAUUCCAAAGUUCUUUCAUUAAGCAGCACAAUGAUGAACAAGCAGUACUCCAGAGCUUUAGAGACAUAAAUGAAUUGAUCAAAGAAAUGUUGGACAUGAAAGGAAGGUAUUCAUCUGUGGAGAACGAACUCAAAGACAUGCACGACCGCUAUUCUCAGCUUAGCCUCCAGUUUGCAGAGGUUGAAGGCGAAAGACAGAAGCUCACGAUGAUGCUAAAGAAUACCAGGACAUCCAAGAAGCAGUUACUGAGCCCGAGUCGUUCAUCAUCUAUCACAUUAGCUAAUAGCCCGUCAUAGCUGCUAAUGCAGAGACAGUAAUCAAGUUCAAGAAGGGAUAAUAGGGCACCCAAGAGAUUUGUUGUAAAUAAUAUAAUAUAGAUUACUUUAAAUAGUCUGUCUUGCCUCCGGGCUUAAAUGCUGAAAUUCUUUAGUUGUAUAUGUAAUUUGGCAUAUUUAUUUUGAAUUAUCAAUUGUAUUUUUGAACUCUAUU